Cyprinus carpio (common carp) is the source of this 1964-nucleotide messenger RNA. Its product is annotated as twinfilin-2-like. NCBI's taxonomy places the organism in Eukaryota, Metazoa, Chordata, Actinopteri, Cypriniformes, Cyprinidae. Gene Ontology annotation, molecular function: actin filament binding; actin monomer binding. The record is from RefSeq and is a predicted model, not a curated record. Gene Ontology annotation, biological process: actin filament depolymerization; regulation of lamellipodium assembly; barbed-end actin filament capping. Gene Ontology annotation, cellular component: myofibril; cytoplasm; actin filament. The transcript is spliced from 9 exons. The coding region runs from base 545 to 1732 and encodes 395 amino acids.
UGUAAUAGAUACUAUGAAGAUAUGCAAAAAGUAAAAAAAGAGGGACUUUGGAAUAAACCUGUAAAAGCUCUAAAUUUGAUUAAAAACUUUUGAAUCCAAAUCUGGCAUUGAACUUUUUCAGAAUUGCAUGGAGUCUAUGUACAAAUGUGUUUGACUAUGGGCAAAGGGAACUAUCUAUUUAAAAAGAAAAGUUUACUACUAAAAAUGUUUUGAGAAGGAAUAUUGAUAGCUCUGCUUAAUUCUGGGUUUUAGCAAACAAACUUUUGGUUCUACAGUGUAGUGGUCUAUAUAGGCUUUAAAUAGAGAGAUAAUAUUAUGUUAUGUUUUAUGUGAAUGAUGAUGGGAGGUAAUUUAAGCUUACGGACGGAAGCGCUGUUCCUCAUCUAUCUCACCUGCACCUACAUCAUUUAUGAGUCCUGAUGCCCUGUUACCAUGGUGAGGCCAAGAAUGAGGCACAGUGUGGAAGCAGUGUAACAUUUCCUUUGUUUCAGUCAAUUUUCCUGGUCUUGUUAUAAUUUAGAACAUGAAAUACUAGGCCUAUGUAAUGGGGUUGUCUCAUGCUAUUCUUAUGAUGAUUAAAGGUUUGUGGCAUAAACUAAUUCUUAGGCUUACUCACUGUAUCCUGUCUCUGUUGUAUUGUCAUAUGUUGUAUACUUCUCUACUGAAACCAGCAACUUCCGACUUGAGGCAGUUCCUUGUGAAGGCGCGACAGGGUGCUGUCAGAAUGGUGAAGAUUGUUAUAAGGAGCGAACAGCUGGUGUUGGGAGCGUACAGAGAGGUGUCUCAGAGCUGGGAUCAAGACUAUGACUCAUGUGUCCUGCCCAUGCUGGACGGUCUGGAGCCCUGUUAUAUCCUUUAUCGCCUCGACUCACAGAACCAGCUGGGAUAUGAGUGGCUGUUUAUCUCCUGGUCACCAGACCAGUCACCAGUGAGGUUAAAGAUGGUGUACGCUGCUACCCGUGCCACACUGAAGAAAGAGUUUGGAGGAAGUCACCUGAAAGAUGAACUGUUUGGAACAGUCCAGGAAGAUGUCUGCUUCCAAGGUUAUCUACGACACCUGUCCUCGUCCUCCUGUCCGGCUCCUCUCACCACUGCUGAGCAACAGCUCCAUCAGAUUAAAAUAACAGAGGACGAGAGAAGACGAGUUGCCACCAUAAGUGGACAAGCAAAGACAGAGAUCAGCGUAGAGAGUAAAAAUCCGACUUUGCAGGGCUUGGCAUUCCCAUUGCAAGAAGAGGCUAAACAUGCUUUACAGCAACUUAAACUCAAACGCAUCAAUUACAUUCAACUACGGCUGGACACCGAACGAGAGACAAUUGAGCUGGUGCACACUAGUCCUACAGAGACCAAAGAUCUGCCGAGCAGAAUCCCCACUGAUACCCCACGAUACCACUUAUUCCUGUACAAACACGCCCAUCAAGGACAGGCACUGGAAGCUGUAGUUUUCAUCUACUCCAUGCCUGGGUAUAGCUGUAGCAUCAAAGAAAGGAUGCUGUAUUCCAGCUGUAAGAAUCGACUUCUGGAUGAGGUAGAGAGAGACUAUCACAUAGAGAUCGCCAAAAAGAUGGAGAUUGAUAGUGGAGAGUGCCUGACAGAGGAUUUCCUGUAUGAAGAGGUUUACCCGAAGCAGCAUGCUCUGAAACAAGCCUUCACCAAGCCAAAGGGCCCAACAGGGAAACGAGGGAACAAGCGUCUAAUCAGAGGAGCGGGAGAGAAUGGAGAUGAGAGCUAGAAUCAUACAAUCAGAACAUGUAAAAUGACAUCUGAUACACUUAUUUAAUUUCAACCUCAAUUGCCUGUAGCCUGUUUCUUGUCUUAGCUAUCCUUUUCAUGAUUAUUAUUUUUUAUGUUAGAUUUUAUCUAGUCUUCUUUCACUCUGAAACACAUUCUUACAUGGUUUUCAAUGCCACAUAAAUGUGUUGUUUAGAAAAUGAUUUUUAUGUUAAAGACAAAAUAAAAUCUAU